Messenger RNA from Oppia nitens, 1224 nucleotides. RefSeq names its product steroid 17-alpha-hydroxylase/17,20 lyase-like. The transcript is spliced from 4 exons. NCBI's taxonomy places the organism in Eukaryota, Metazoa, Arthropoda, Arachnida, Sarcoptiformes, Oppiidae. The coding region runs from base 1 to 1224 and encodes 407 amino acids. The record is from RefSeq and is a predicted model, not a curated record. Gene Ontology annotation, molecular function: oxidoreductase activity, acting on paired donors, with incorporation or reduction of molecular oxygen; iron ion binding; monooxygenase activity.
AUGUUAUAUCAAUCGGGAAAAUUAAUAUGUAUUGGGACUAAUUCAGUUGAUAACGGUAGAAUAGCCAUAAGAAGAUUUGCGCGUAUGAUUCAAAAGCUCGGUUUUGAUGUCCAACUAAACAAUGUUACGGUAACUAAUAUGGUGGCUACUUUUGCACUUAACCGAUCAAUAAAUCUGGCGGACUAUGGAUCAUUUAUUGGUAUUCGGGCCUAUUAUCAACCUCAGAGGUUUCCAUUAUUGAUCAUUAACUACGGUGACAAGAAAAAAGCAAACAUCUCCCGUACGGAUUUUAAAACUAAACAUCAUUGGGAUUAUACUAUGAGAAAAUUGGCCAAAAAAUAUGGUCCAAUAUUUACCGUAUAUUUGGGAAACAGUCCGCAAAUAGUGAUCACCGAUCCGGUCAUAGCUAGAGAUGUAUUCAAUAAAUCAGAUUUUGCGGGAAGGACUCAAUCAUAUUUAGAUUACGAUCCGAGUAUUGAACGAGAUUUUUGCGAUACACUGAUUGCGGCUAAAAAUAAUGCACUGCUCCGGGAGGUGGGAGGGAAAGGUAGCAAACAAUCGUUGGCUAAGUAUCUAACGGAUGAUAAGCUCGGUUUGGCUGUGUUUGAUAUAUUUUUUGCCGGAAUCGAUACAUCAUAUAAUACAUUUCAAUGGCUACUAUUGUUUUUAUCCAAUGAUUUAAUAGUACAGAAAAAAUUACGUAAAGAAAUUUCAGAUAAAAUUGGUGAUCGAUUGCCAACACUUGACGAUAGACAUCGAUGUCAUUAUGUAAUGGCAUUCAUAUCGGAAACAUUAAGAUUUAGAAAUAUUGGUCCAAUAGGUUUGCCUCAUAAGACUAUAGUCGACAGUAAAAUAGGUGAAUAUAUGAUACCGAAAAAUAUGUCAGUUUGUGUCUAUCAGGGAUUUGUAUUGAGAAACGACAGCAACAAGUAUUGGACAAAUCCUAAUGACUUCAUACCCGAGCGCUUCCUCGACAGUGACAACAAUUAUAUGAUAACCCGUUCACAACAACCGGCUUUCAUACCCUUUGGUGUCGGACGUCGUAUAUGUUUAGGCGAAAAGAUGGCCAUCGCUGAACUGUUUCUAGUUUUGACCCGAUUUCUACAGUCGACACAAAACUAUGACAUAGUUUUGGACAGUCAUCAGGGUUUUGAUGCCGAUCCUUGUAAUACCGAUUCAAUUAGUCCCAGUAGUUAUACAAUUAUGUUUAAAUCUAAAUCAUAA